AUGUCCCGAAGACCAGACGCUGACCUGCAUUGCAAUCAAGUCCAGAUCAUCGGCUACAUCGGCCGCUGCAUUGCACACAAUAAUACAGUUGCAAUGGGACCGUACAUUGUCGCCAACAUGUUCAUUCUGCUCAGUCCUACACUCUUCGCCGCAACUAUCUACAUGACCCUUGGUCGAGUCAUCCGUCGAGUCCGAGGAGAACAUCUUUCUCCCAUUCGGGUCUCGCGCCUUACGAAAACAUUCGUCUGGUUCGAUGUGUUGUCCUUCGUUGUCCAGGGAAACUCCUCAUCCCUCUCGGUUAUGGGAUACCCCCAGUGGGGAAAGGUGUGCGUUAUUGCCGUAUUCGCAAAGCGCCUUCGUCGUACACCCACGCCCGAGUGUCUCAAGCCUGGUAUCCCCUGGCAACGAUUAAUGCAUAUGCUAUAUGCUGUCAGUGCUCUCAUUUUGGUCCGCUCUAUUUUCCGGAUCAUUGAAUAUGUCAUGGAUAAUGAUGGUUAUCCUCUUAUGCACGAGUGGACAUUGUAUGUGUUUGAUAGUUUGCCGAUGGUUGCAGUCAUGGUUAUCUUCUUUGUUUGGUAUCCUGACCAGGUGAGCCUCGAUACGGAUUUCGAUGGAAAUAUCCCGCUUGCACACAGCUACUCUGGAGUUUGA
Penicillium verrucosum is the source of this 651-nucleotide messenger RNA. Its product is annotated as RTA1 domain-containing protein. The record is from RefSeq and is a predicted model, not a curated record. Gene Ontology annotation, cellular component: membrane. The transcript has 2 exons. Lineage: Eukaryota; Fungi; Ascomycota; Eurotiomycetes; Eurotiales; Aspergillaceae. The coding region runs from base 1 to 651 and encodes 216 amino acids.